AUGGUUGACCUUCACUCCCUGCCAGCCGGCUCACGCCCAGAGCACGCAGUCCGCAACAAUGGGCCUGACAGUCUCGUGCUGGAGCGAUACAAACUACGUGAAUUGGCUGAAGGCUGGCCUCUUUAUAGAGACGCGUGUGAAUGGGAGAAUCUCAAAUCCAUCUUCCACCCGGACGCCUACAUCUACACGACCUGGACCGGACGGACGCACCACUUGGACUUCAUCCGGGCGUCUCAGGCGGGCAUGGACAAGGGCGCCUUCAUCAUGCACCGCUGCCACGGGGUCACCACCGACAUCAACCGCGAGGCCACGCGGGCCGUGACAAAGAUGAAGGCGACCAUCACCCAGCGCUUCGCCAUUGACGGGUGCGAGGUCGACGCGGAGAGCGAUUGCCGCUUCUGCUUUUUCUGGGUCAAGAUGCCCGACCAGGGAGGGGAGUGGCGGGCCAGGUUUGUGAGGCAUUGGUACGAAAAGGACAAACUGAUCCCCGUGAACCCGGCAAAAGUGCCCAUCCUCGACGAGGAGCGCCUGAAGAACUAUCCCAGUGGGUAUCGGUACCUGGCGUACCUCCAGGAGGCGACCAUGGGCGUCACGGUGCUCCGCGACAUGCCCGGUCACCGGCGCGAGAAGGGGGUCGAGGGUGGCAGCAAAGAGUGUGGCGACAAGCAUGAUCUUCUCUACUGGCAGUGUAAAGCCUGGGUCGAGGGCAAACACGUCGAGAUCUGA
Messenger RNA from Fonsecaea erecta, 726 nucleotides. Its product is annotated as pep2-like protein. The record is from RefSeq and is a predicted model, not a curated record. The transcript is spliced from 3 exons. NCBI's taxonomy places the organism in Eukaryota, Fungi, Ascomycota, Eurotiomycetes, Chaetothyriales, Herpotrichiellaceae. The coding region runs from base 1 to 726 and encodes 241 amino acids.